AUGGUGCGCACGGACUCGUCCAUUCCGAUUGCUCCUGUCUUGUCUGUCGGAGUACCGGACUGCGGAGUCCAAGACGCUCCGUAUCCGGUCGCUAUGCACGACCUGCUGUCCGUUGAGUUUCUUUCCCGUUUCGGUCGCCCACUGUGGUUUGCAUUUUCCAGACACUUUGAUGAGAGCUACAAACAACAAGGUCACAAGGCCCUUACCGCUAUAGCCACCAGCAAGUUGAUUGGAAAAUCGGACCCGGGUCUUGGAGUGCCCGCAGCCGUCAUGGUCGUCGCUUGUGUGAGGAUAACCCCGUCCAUUCAGUUGGCAGAACAGCUCGUAUGCAGUCACAUGGCUACACUGCUCCAUGUGUCGAAGAACCGAGAGCUACUGUACGUGGCGUACGG
This is a messenger RNA of Gregarina niphandrodes, 392 nucleotides long. RefSeq lists its product as hypothetical. The transcript has a single exon. NCBI's taxonomy places the organism in Eukaryota, Apicomplexa, Conoidasida, Eugregarinorida, Gregarinidae. The annotation marks the transcript as partial. The record is from RefSeq and is a predicted model, not a curated record.